This is a messenger RNA of Chaetomium strumarium, 1286 nucleotides long. RefSeq lists its product as uncharacterized. The record is from RefSeq and is a predicted model, not a curated record. The coding region runs from base 136 to 1149 and encodes 337 amino acids. Lineage: Eukaryota; Fungi; Ascomycota; Sordariomycetes; Sordariales; Chaetomiaceae. The transcript is spliced from 2 exons.
CAGGUUGGACCGCUUGUGUACUGACGUGGUUGCCACGCCGAGAGCUGCCUUAACUAAUAGUUUGGCUCCAAGUCCUCCGCUAAGUUCCACCAAUCCCAAUUACAUGUCCUGCUACAUAGUAUCAGCCUUCAAACAAUGGCCGACGCAUCAGCAACGAUACCCACCCCCGAGCCCGAGGCGCCGGUUGCCGCGCCGGUUGCCGACCUGCCCUCGGGCGAGCCAAUCCCGUCCUCGACGCCGCCGGCAAGAACCCCGAAGCGGCGACCGCUUCCUCUGGGCGCGCUGCUGGCCGCGCUGCCCUCCAACGUCGAUGCCUUCCUCACCCGCCUCGACAAAUGCCUGGCUACGCCUUCGGGCAUCGAUACCGUGAUGCUCUUCCUCUGUUACACGUCCAAGCUCAGCGCCUCGGUGCUCUCAUCCCUGUCACAGUCGGCCCUGCGACGCUCCGCGCGCGAGUGGAUUGCCCUGGUCGCCUCGCUCCCGCGCGGCACAACCGUCGUCUUUACCUCCCCCGCCACCGCCGCCGGAGCCACAGGGGCCAAGACCGCACUCCCGGCAACCGCCACCCUAGCGCUGCUCCUCUCCAAGCGCCUGUCCGCGCUCUCCUCCCUACUCAGCGAAGCCCGCAUGAUCCUGCGGCUGUGGGCGCUGCUGGGCAUGUACUUCUGGGCGCGCGGCCUCCUCCGGCGGACCCUCCUCUGUUCUUCUUCUCCUCCUUCCUCCACUAAGGACGCCGAAAAGGAACCAUCCAGCAGCAAGGCAGCCGCGGCGCUAGAAUACCUCCGCCUCGUCCUGUGCGUUACCUUCCAAGCCCUGGAGAACGGCGCCUACCUCUCGUCGCGGGGCGUCAUGUCGUGGACGCCGGCGCAGCAGGGGCGUGCGUUCAAGUGGAGCGCGCGCCUCUGGGGCGCCUACGUGGGCAUCGAGUUGGGCAAGCUGGCGGCCGAGCGACUCGGCGGCGGCUUCGGCGCCAAGACCAAGGCGGAGCGCGGCGAAUGGGCCAAGAAGACCGCGCGGCAGCUUGCGUGGGCGCCGCUCACGCUUCACUGGGGCAGCGAUAAGGGCCUGGUGAGCGAAAUGACGGUCGGCGUGCUGGCGAGUAUCCCCGGAAUCAUUCAGUUGAGGGAUCUGUGGGCUUCGACGGCAUGAGGGAGGAAGAUGAGAAGGAAGGAGGGAAAGUAAGAGGGACCCGGAAGAAAGGGAAGGAUGGAAAGAAGGAGGGAUUGAAAGAGGAAACGAAAUGGGGGACUGAAAGAGCGAAGGAGGGAAUGAGAGACGGAACGGAA